Messenger RNA from Coprinopsis cinerea okayama7#130, 1251 nucleotides. RefSeq lists its product as hypothetical. The record is from RefSeq and is a predicted model, not a curated record. The coding region runs from base 1 to 1251 and encodes 416 amino acids. NCBI's taxonomy places the organism in Eukaryota, Fungi, Basidiomycota, Agaricomycetes, Agaricales, Psathyrellaceae. The transcript has 11 exons.
AUGCCCUCACAACCUGUCCGGAUUGCAGGUCAUACCUCUGCCCACUUGUCCCUCCACUCCAUCUCCAGUGCCUGGGGGACGUCCGACCGGGGCAGGUCUGUGUAUAAGUACCUCAGGAGGCACCCCAUAUCUCGCGUUCCUCUCAACACACAAUCCCCCUCCGCACCCACGUCCACUCACACGACAAUGCCACCGUAUACGAACAAAUCCAAGCCCGUGUCGUACGCUGACGCGAUACGGCUCCUUUCAGACCCUGCUGUCCGUGAAGACGUGGAGGAGGCUUACACGAGGCUCACGCAGGCGAUGGGGACACUGAUGCAACGCUUCAGUACUGUAGCAAAGCAGAUGCACACGAUUGAUCUUCAGCGAAUCACUGCACCUCUCAAGCCUAGGUGGGACACUAUCUGGAAGGAAUAUUCUCAGGUUCUUUGGCAGUACCGCGCUGUUGCGGCUUCGAUAUCUGCUCGACUCAAAUUAUUGCCCGUUACUACCCGAAAUCCGGAAUUGCAAACCCAUCGUUCUCAUGAAGAAGCACUCCAUGUACUGCAAUCCUUUAUCACAAUCUCUUCUGAGCAUUCAAACCAAACGCGCUCACUUCUCGAGAGAACCUUGAGGUUAAUCCGAGAAAUGGUCUCCUUCCACAGCGACUUCGCCAAAGUCGUAUAUCAGCAGGUUUCCUCUGGUCAGAGGGAGAUACAGGAUCUGGCCUUCAAAAUUUCGGAAUUGGAAAAGCAGGUUCAGCAGGUGUUUAGUCUGAACCUCGAACUAGCCCAAGUGGGACCCGUGCACUCUAUUUCUUCUAUUUUCCGGAUCGUAAAAGCCCAUGGUAAAAAGCCAGGCAGAUCGAGGCUGCCGAAUCAGCCACUAGCAUUCACGGACGAACUGGCCAGAGUCGCCAAGUCAUACGAGACUCUCGAGACUAAACGCAGCGAGUUCGCACACGCGCAAUAUUGUGCAGAAGUCAGAUCGGCUCAGACCAACUUCCCCGCCCGAGUGCAGACGACGAUUGCACCUCUGAUAGCAGAUGCGAUCCACCAUUUCGAGUCAAGUCUUGUGCUCUUCCUUUCGAUAUGGGCGCGCCUGAGGACGGAUUGUUGUAUCAUCUUCCGGUGGCUGAAAGAUCCUAGCACGGAGGCGCCAGUGGUUUCGCUGUAUCAGGAAUCGGGGAAGGGGGUCUAUGUGUCCUUGGCGCAGUCUCUUGAUGUCUAUAUCGGUAGCCUUGAUCCCGCAUCCAUCACACCAGCGGCCUAG